CGUUUCGUAAAUUUUUUUCCCUGUUCCAAUUCAACCGAACCGCUGAGAGGUCUGUCGGCUACGUGCUUUUUCCGAAAUCACAAUCCUUCAGUUUUAAACAUGGCAAACCCUAAAGUUUUCUUUGAUAUCACCGCGGACGGCAAACCAGUCGGCCGGGUUGUCAUGGAGCUGAGGGCUGAUGUCGUCCCGAAAACUGCAGAGAACUUCCGUGCCCUGUGCACUAUGGAGAAGGGCUUCGGCUACAAGGGCUCCACCUUCCACCGUGUCAUUCCCGGUUUCAUGUGCCAGGGCGGUGACUUCACAAACCACAAUGGAACUGGUGGCAAGUCCAUCUACGGCAACAAGUUUGCUGAUGAGAACUUCGCCUUGAAGCACGAGGGCUUCGGAACCCUUUCCAUGGCCAAUGCUGGUCCCAACACCAACGGUUCCCAGUUCUUCAUCUGCACAGCUGAUACUGCUUGGCUGGACGGAAAGCAUGUUGUGUUCGGAAAAGUGGUGCAGGGCGCGGAAGUUGUGAAGAAAGUGGAGUCUUUCGGCAGCUCCGGUGGCCAGACCAAAGCCAAGAUCGCCAUUGCUGAUUGUGGCCAGCUCUAAAUGGGCAUAUCCCCCACCUGUCAAACAUUCCUGAUUUGAGAUUUUGUCUUAACCUUCCCUAUCUGUCCUCCCCCCAUCCUUAAUUUGGUUUGUUCCUUGUCUGAACUUGCUGCAUUUGUGGCUUGCCAUGUUUUGUUUUUUUUGGUUUUGUUACCUUUUGGGAGUCCAGCAGGACUUAACAUUUUCAAAAUCUGAAAUAAAGGGGAACAAUUACCUUAA
This is a messenger RNA of Megalops cyprinoides (Indo-Pacific tarpon), 813 nucleotides long. RefSeq names its product peptidylprolyl isomerase Aa (cyclophilin A) (gene ppiaa). The record is from RefSeq and is a predicted model, not a curated record. Gene Ontology annotation, cellular component: intracellular membrane-bounded organelle. Gene Ontology annotation, molecular function: peptidyl-prolyl cis-trans isomerase activity. The transcript is spliced from 5 exons. Gene Ontology annotation, biological process: protein peptidyl-prolyl isomerization; protein folding. Lineage: Eukaryota; Metazoa; Chordata; Actinopteri; Elopiformes; Megalopidae. The coding region runs from base 100 to 594 and encodes 164 amino acids.